Molecule: messenger RNA, 17765 nt
Organism: Eleginops maclovinus (Patagonian blennie)
Lineage: Eukaryota; Metazoa; Chordata; Actinopteri; Perciformes; Eleginopidae
Gene: kmt2a
Product: lysine (K)-specific methyltransferase 2A
Biological process (GO): positive regulation of DNA-templated transcription
Cellular component (GO): nucleus; histone methyltransferase complex
Molecular function (GO): protein binding; zinc ion binding; histone H3K4 methyltransferase activity
Source: RefSeq, a predicted model, not a curated record
AUGGCGCACAGCUGUCGGUGGCGGUUCCCCGCUCGGCCCGGAGGGAGCUGCAACUCCGGUACCGGGAGGAGAGCGGGCCGAAUUAGGGUUACUGCCUCUCUGCGGAAUGUCUCUGGAGCCCACCCUAUCGCAGCUGGGCUCGGACCCGGGUUUGAUGCUGCACUACAGGUCUCUUCGGUUAUCGGGAGCAACCUGCAGAAAUUUCGGGAUGUUUUGGGGGAAUCGAGUGACUCGAGCAGCGGGGAGGAAGAAGCAUUUGGAGGAUUUGCACUGGUGGCUGAGCAGGAAAGAAUACAGAGUCCUUCAACAACCCCCUCAGAUACCCCACCCAUACAGGAAAAGAAGCCUAGAGGACGUCCCCCACGGGCCCUGUCUACCCUAAAAUGUGCUGCAAGUCUACCUUCCCCCUCAUCCCUUCCCUCUCCCACACAGGCGAAACCUGAUGGCCCUGAAAGGCCAGCUGAGAAGGUAAAAAGGCUGCCUGGGAGGCCACCUGGGACUGGGGAAAAGAGAAGGGGCCGACCUCCGUCUUCAAGUAGCAAGAAAGCUUGGAGUGCAGGCGGCCAUGCAGCAGGGGAGGACAGCAGAGCAGCUGGGUCUGAGCUGGGCAUGGACACAGAGGAGGAGAAGGAUAGAAAGAGCUCUGCUCAGCCACAUGACACAGAGGCAAACCUCCCAAAAGGUGGGCGGGGUGAAUCCAAAGUUACCAACCUGAAGAGGCUGAGAGCAACCAAACUUGCCCCUCUCAAGUCACGGCUAAAGACUUUGCCUGGUGUACCAAGACGCAGACGCGGGCGACCGCCGUCAGCUGAGCGUCUGAAAGCUGAAGCAGCUGCUGCUGCUGCACAGCUGUCUACCUCCAUUGAAUGUGGGGAAGGGAAACCGAAGGCAUUCAGAGUCAGAGGGGCGGAUAGAGGCACAGAAACACACACUCCUCAGGAGCCCAUGCUGAGGAAUGUGGAUGAUGCUGAGGACCAGGACUCUUCCAAUCCACCUGCCUCCCCGUCUCCCUCCAAGCCAGGCAGGACAGUGGGCCUCAGAAAAAGCCCUCGCCAUAGAAAGCCUGUCCGAAUUGUCCCCUCCUCAAAACGCACUGAUGCAACCAUCGCCAAACAGCUGCUGCAACGCGCAAAGAAAGGAGCGCAGAAGCGGCUGGAGAAAGAAGCUGUAACCAUCGGGGGGAAUGGGGCAGGAACUAUUGACACUGGCAUCAGGAAGACGCAACUGAAGAACAUUAGGCAGUUCAUCAUGCCUGUGGUCAGCACCGUCUCUCUUCGCAUCAUCAAAACCCCAAAGCGCUUCAUUGAAGAUGAGGGCAACUUUGGAACCCCACCACCCCAAAUGAAGAUAGCACGGUUAGAAGCAGCCGCCUCAUCUGUCUCCACCUCUGCCCAACCCACCUCCACCACCUCCUCCUCACCGUCUCCUGCACUGGUCUCCCCCACACCUGCUUCUACGAGCACUGGCACCAAUGCUCCCAUUGACUCCCUCCCCCCUCCUCCACCUCCUGCCCCGAUCCCUGCAGUUCCGUCAGCAUCUGCUAGUCUGCUCAACAGCAACACCAACAAUGGCGCCAAUGGGCGAUUUAGCAGCAGUGCGGCGUCUUGCGGCUCAAGUGCCGUGUCGCAGCACUCCUCCCAGCUCUCCUCUGCAGAGUCUUCCAGGUCCAGUAGUCCCAGCUUGGAUGAUUCAUCGUGCGACUCCCAGGCUUCUGAGGCCACACAGGCUUUGUCAGAGCAAGAGGAUCACUCUCCGUCCUCCCAGGGCGAGAGAGAGGCCAACCGUUUACACAGCUCCCGGCCUCCCUCUCCACCCUCUGAGCCGGAGCGAGAGCGAGUGUUGAUAGAGAGGAGUCGGCGAGGACGGAGAGGACAGCUGAUGGGCCGGGGAAAUCAGAGCCAGAGGUUGAGAGAGCCUCUAACCGCUGGGGCUAAAAAACCCAUCAUCAGCCCACCGACAGGAGUGCUGAUGUCCCCUUCUACACUUGUAAAUUCCCAGCAAGCCUCAUCCACAGCCUCCUCGUCUUCUUCACCUCCGCCUCCCCCUCUCCUCUCCCCUCCACAGCCUCCCCAGUCAACUUCCUCCAAUACAGCUGCAAUCAGUGAACACCACUCGCAGUCCCCCUGGAUGACUCACCCCAUGCCUCAAUUCCUGUCUGGACCGUCAGUGCUGUCCAGCUUGUCAGACAAACGAAAUCGCUCAAUUCUGAGAGAACCCACCUUCCGCUGGACGUCCCUGUCCCACCCUGAACAGCAGUACUUUUCCUCCGCUAAAUAUGCCAAGGAAGGCCUCAUCCGCAAGCCCAUAUUUGACAACUUCCGUCCCCCACCUCUCACACUUGAAGAUGUAGGGCUGUUGCCCCAAGGUGUGAGUGGAGCAGGGGGAGCUGCCCCAGUGGUGUUCCCUGCACAGGGCGGCGGAGCAGGAACAGGGACUCGACUAUUUGCCCCUCAUCACUCACACGGCCACCACCAACACCCCUCUUCAUCCCGCUUUGAUGCUCCACACCAUAAGCGGAGCCCGUUGCUUCGUGCUCCACGGUUCACACCCAGCGAGGCCCACUCUCGAAUAUUUGAGUCUGUUACCCUUCACUCAUCUUCUGGAAGCAGCCCUGGCUCUCUCUCCCCACACCAGACGUCCUCGAGCUCCCACAGAAGCUCGCGGCGCAGGAGGCGGCUUGUCUCUGUUACACCACGUGGUCACCCACGCUCUCCUUCCCACUCAAUGACCAGACGCAGCAGCCAAAGUGGAGGCCCGAUAUCAUUGGGGAAAGGUUCCUCUGAGAUGUCUGCGCUGUCAGGCUCUGUCUCCUGUAGUAACCCCAGCUCUUUGCCAGGGGUUUCUGCAAGUCCACUAUCCACUAGUGCCUUAACUCCUCCUCCUUUCAGCACCUUCUCCACAGUAUCCAUGGGUCUGGCCCCACAAGGGACACCUGAUACCAGGAGAGGGGCUGCCGACCCACCUCCACUUUUCCCUCACUUUCCCUCCAGUGCCCAGGACACAGGGCGAGGAGCUGGGAAAGGAGGUAAAGAAAAAUGUAUUUCUGCUCCCCAGGAACCUGCUUCAAAGGACAAAGAAAGGGAAUCUGAGAAAAACCGAGAGAAGGAGAAAGAAAAUAAGAGGGAAGGGAGAAAGGAUUUGGAGAAGAGAACUAAGGCUUCUUCACCAGAUGGCUCCCCCAAUGCACCUUCCAGCCUGUUUACUGUUGAUGGGAGGGACGAAGAUGCUCUUUUAUAUAUUGCUCCAAAAAAGGCUCCAGGUAGAAAAAAAUCAACGUCAGUUGACACGGUUUCUGACACUACUUCCUCAGAGAUGCGUGUGCACCAUUCCUCUGUUCCUAUAUCCAGCGCUAAAGGACGUCUAUCCAAGAAAGUCAGACCCUCUGAGAAAGGAGUAGAGGUGGAGGAAGAGGAUAAGGAGAAAGAGAAACAAAGCGCUCCUAGCCAGCAGACAGCAAACCUUCCAGGGCAGCCAGGCAGACAACAGCUCCCUGUCUCCUCUCUAGGAUCAAUGUUGGCACAAGCAGAGAAACAGCCUGUGACCGACAAGCGUGUAGUUAGACUGCUAAGAGAGGCCAAAGCUCAGCUCUUCGAGAUAAAGAAGAGUAAGCUGAAGCCUGCAGAGCAGAUGAAGGGCCAGAGUCAAGAGAGUGACUCUUCAGAGGCCUCAGUCCGGGGUCCACGCAUCAAGCAUGUAUGUCGUCGUGCAGCUGUGGCUCUUGGCCGUAACCGGGCAGUGUUCCCUGACGACAUGCCCACACUUAGUGCCUUGCCCUGGGAGGAGAGAGAGAAGAUCCUAUCUUCCAUGGGGAAUGAUGACAAGUCAUCAGUAGCAGGCUCCGAGGAGGCAGAGCCGCAGUCCCCUCCCAUAAAGCCACGGGAGACACGGCAGAAGGCGGUUCAAGAAGCUCCUCCCAAGAAGGGCCGCCGGUCGCGACGCUGUGGCCAAUGCUCAGGCUGCCAAGUUCCAGAAGAUUGUGGUGUCUGUACCAACUGUCUCGACAAGCCUAAGUUUGGAGGACGAAACAUCAAAAAGCAGUGCUGCAAGAUGAGGAAGUGUCAGAACUUGCAGUGGAUGCCCUCGAAGAUGAUCCUUCCGAAGCAAGGCAAAGGAAAGAAAGACAAGAAAAAGAACAAAUUGUCUGAGAAGAAGGAGGCUCUCAAUCCGGUGAAAGGUCCGAUCUCUGAUUCUGGACCCAAACCCCCCCCUGCACCACCAAAGGAGGAACCUCCGCGCAAAAAGAGUGAAACUCCGCCACUCAAGCUGGGAGAGGAGAAAUCAAGACAGCAGUCGUUGUCGAAGCAGUCCUCUCCAGCUCUCGCAUCUUCCCCUGCCCCGGGCGACCCCCCCCAGGCACUCAGCACAGUCGCAGCCCAGUCCCAGUCUCCAGCCCCGACACCAGACGCCAAACCGCCCUCGGUCACGAGCAGCGUCACCACCAAGAAGGGAAACAAACCACAGCAGUCUGUACCAACCUCUUCCUCCUCGUCAUCGUCAUCCUCCUCUUCCACUUCAUCAUCUUCUUCAUCCUCAUCAUCUUCUUCGUCGUCAUCUUCAGCCCAGAAUUCCCCCUCCCAGUCGACGCAAUCUCAUCAACCGUCACAACAACAACAACAGCAACAACAGCAACAACAGCAACAACAACAGCAGCAACAGCAACGGCCUAUCACCAGUCAGGCUCCUUCAAAAAGAGAGGCUUCACCCAAGAUUCCUCUGAGUGAGUCCAAGAAGAAGCCUCAGCCGCAAUCAUCGCAACAGCACAGCUCAACUACAACCAUUUCAGAUACAGUUGAAUCAAAGCAGUUGAAGAAGCUAACUUCUCGACCUAUUCCUCCGUCGCCUAAACAGAGACCAAAAGACAAGCCGCUGACCACUAAACCCACCAGCAGCAGUACUUUAAACUGGCUAAGCACUCCCUCGACUAGGGGCCAGGCGAAGUCUAGAGCGCCCUGCGACGGAGUGCAUCGUAUCAGAGUGGAUUUCAAAAGGGACCAUGAUGUGGAGAAGGUGUGGGAGGCUGGUGGCCUCAGCCUACUCAGCUCUGUGCCUGUCACACCCCGGGUGCUCUGCUUCUUAUGUGCAAGCAGCGGAAACGUUGAGUUUGUCUUCUGCCAGGUAUGCUGUGAGCCGUUCCAUCUCUUUUGCCUGGGGGAGUCAGAGCGCCCUCUCCAGGAGCAGUUUGAGAACUGGUGUUGUCGACGGUGCAGGUUCUGCCAGGCCUGUGGACGCCAGCAUCAGAAAACUAAACAGCAGCUGCUAGAGUGUGAUAAGUGCCGUAACAGCUAUCACCCGGAGUGCCUGGGUCCCAACCACCCUACCAGACCUACCAAGAAGAAGAAAGUCUGGGUGUGCACCAAGUGUGUGCGUUGUAAGAGUUGUGGAGCCACUAAACCUGGGAAAUCCUCGGAUGCCCAGUGGUCACAUGACUUCUCCAUGUGUCAUGACUGUGCCAAACUCUUUGCUAAAGGAAACUUCUGCCCACUGUGUGAUAAGUGCUAUGAUGAUGAUGACUACGACAGCAAGAUGAUGGAGUGUAGCCGAUGCAACCAUUGGGUCCAUGCCAAGUGUGAAAAUCUGACAGAUGAAAUGUACGAGUUGCUAUCAAAGCUGCCAGAGAGUGUUGUCUACACCUGCAUGAAAUGCACCGAGCGCCAUCCGGCUGAGUGGAGGACGGUGUUGGAGAGGGAGCUUCAGGGUUGCGUUCGCCAUGUCCUCACUGCACUGCUCAACUCACGCACAUCCUCACACCUGUUACGCUACAGACAGGCGGUGAAGCCUCCGGAGCUAAACCCAGAAACAGAGGAGAGUCUUCCAUCACGUCGGUCCCCAGAGGGACCAGAUCCUCCAGUCCUGACAGAAGUCACCUCCACACCUCCCAGUGACUCCCCUGCAGAUCUGGAGUCUGUUGAGAAAAAGAUGGAUCAAGGUCGCUACAAUUCAGUGUUGGAGUUCAGUGAUGACAUUGCGAGAAUCAUUCAGACGGCCAUCAACAGUGAUGGUGGCCAGCCUGAGAGCAGGAAAGCCAACAGCAUGGUCAAAUCCUUUUUCAUUAGGCAAAUGGACCGAAUCUUCCCUUGGUUCAAAGUGAAAGAGUCCAGGCUCUGGGAACGGCAAAAAGUCUCCAACAGCGGGCUUCUCCCCAACGCUGUGCUUCCUCCGUCCCUGGACCACAACUACGCCCAGUGGCAGGAGAGACAGGAGCUUUCCCGCGCUGAGCUCCCCCACCUCAUGAAAAAGAUCAUCCCAGCUCCUCGGCCCAAAACCCCCGGUGAACCAGAUUCUCCAGCAUCCCCUCCUCCUCUCCCUUUAUCUCUACCCCCACCACCCCCACUUCUACCUGAUCGUGAAGACAGCCCAGAGCUUCCUCCUCCGCCAGGCGUCAGUGAUAACAGGAAAUGUGUUUUGUGUCUCAAGUAUGGGGAUGAAAACACUAAUGAGGGUGGCAGGCUGUUGUACAUUGGUCAGAAUGAGUGGACGCAUGUGAACUGCGCACUGUGGUCCGCCGAGGUUUUUGAAGACGACGACGGCUCGCUGAAGAAUGUUCACAUGGCUGUUCUCAGGGGAAAACAGCUGCAUUGUGAGAAGUGUCAAAAGCCAGGGGCCACAGUUGGCUGCUGCCUCACCUCUUGCACCAGCAACUACCACUUCAUGUGCGCCCGCCAGUGCCACUGCGUCUUCCUGGAGGACAAGAAAGUCUAUUGUCCAAAGCACAGGGACCUCAUUAAGGGAGAAGUGGUGUCUGGGUUUGAGGUGACCCGCAGGAUCCUGGUGGACCUGGAGGGCAUUAGCUUCAGGAGGAAGUGGCUGGCAGGACUGGAGCCCGAAAAUGUUCACAUGAUGAUAGGAUCCAUGACUAUUGAUUGUUUGGGGAUACUGACUGAACUCUCAGACUGCAAACGCAAACUCUUCCCUGUAGGAUACCAAUGUUCGAGGGUGUACUGGAGUACUUUGGAUGCCAGGAAACGCUGUGUGUACACCUGUAGAAUAAUAGUUUGUCACCCGACAGUCUUAGAGUCUGACCUCAAAAGCAUGAUGGCUCCUGAGGAGAAUCGCACGAUAGCACACAGCCCACCUCACAUAGCAGACUUCCCAGAUCCAUUUGAAUCUCCAAGGCGCUCUGACACCCUUUCCCCCACCAACACCCCCAAGCUCAGGGUUUACACCAGGAACCGACACCCCAGCUACCCCCCUUGUCAGCGCUUUAUAGGCCCCAGGCCCAUGCCCUCUCCUGGAGGCACUUCUCAUCCCCAAAGCCAUGAGAUUGUGACAGUAGGAGACUCCUUGGUGAACCCCGGCAUGCGGAAUAUUGAUUCACGUCGCCACAGCUCCCCUUCGCUCUCUCCUUCUCCGCACCAGCUGAACAGACACAGAGGGGUGACCUCCCCACCUCACAUUGUGUCACGACCCCUUACCUCUCCCCCUCCCCUCAUCCCCUCCCCUGCCAGAGACCCUGAAAAAUCCAGACACAUCAGCAAAGACUCAGCUAAGAGUCCAGUCCAGAGAGAAAAUGAAAGAUGUAGAACGUUCCCCACAGACAGAUACAGGCAGCAAGCAUCUAGAGACGCAGACAAGGGGAGGGUUUCAAGUCAAGACCAAGCUUCUAAGGAUUCUGACAAAAACAGAUCAUCCAGAGAAACAGGGCAAAAAGACUCUGACAACAGUGAAAUACCAGCAAAAGAGCCAGAAAAGAGGAGAACGUUAAGCAGAGACUCAGAGAGGGGGCGACCUCCUAGUAGAGAUCCCUUAAGAGAUUCAGAAAAGGGGAGACCAGUUAACAGAGACUCUGAGAAGGGGAGACAGGCAAGCAGAGAGUCAAGCAAUAGAGAAACCGAUAAAAGCAAAUCCUCCUCUAGAGAUUCCAGCUAUAAGGAUACUGAUAAAUCUAAGUCUCUCAGUAGAGAUGCAGGGCUAAGGGACUCUGAGAAACAUAGACAACAUAGCAGGGAAACAGGAAAAGACUCAGGUCAAGGUAAAGAUAGACCGUCAAGCAGAGACUCUGAUAAGGCUAGACCUUCCUCUAGAGAUUCCAGUUAUAGAAGUUUGGAGAAAAACAAAGACUCUGCCUCAGGGAAAGAUAGUAACCCUGGCAGUCAGUCCAAACAGGCUGGAGGUGAGGGUAAGAGCCCCAGACUGGCCCCUGCAAGCUCAGGCCAGUCCUCCCCUCCUGUGGGCGCCGCUGCUCUCACCUGUCAGCAGAGAGUUGGCAGUGCCAAGCAGACGGACAAGCAAGGGAAACACGGAGGCAAAGAACAGGAGAUUUCUGCAGGUUUGAUGCCUCGUCACCGGGCCACCCCCACCUCCAGCAUCCCCCAGUCUAAGGACAGGCUCAGCUCAGGGAAAGAGAGUAGUAGUGCCACUGGAAAUGUAUUGCCAGCUGCAUUCCACAAGGACUCCGUUGUUGGGAAAUCCGGCUCCCCACAAUCUUCAUUCCAGAAGUCCAAUUCAAGGAAAUCAAAUGAUCACUCAUCAGGUCCAACCGCAACAGCACCUAUGAAGCCUGUUUGGUCUUCAAGGACACCAGCAGAAGAUGACGUUGUCAAGCGAGGCUCCAUGCACCUAGCCUUACCGGCUGCAGCCCCAGCUGCCAAAGACAAACACCCCAAAGUUAAGACUACAGGCAGCAGAGAGGUGUCCAAAGACCGUGAAAGAGAAAAGACUCUUCAAAACAGCAACAGCAGCAGCAACAAAACUCCCCUUCUGAACAAUAAUACUAAAGCAACAGGCAGCACCACCGCACAUGCUGCCACAAACCCCGGCUCCCACAACAGCAGCAAUAGCAAAGCUCCAGUGUUUGGAAACAGCACCAAAGCCCACGGGAAGGCUCAGGGGGAGAAGCUUGAUAACCCAGGAGGGGACAGGUCAUCCUCGAAGGGCAGAGAAAAUUACUCCUGUCCUGAGAAGAAGAACAGCUCCAGUCUGGAGAACGUACAGCAGCUGCAGCAGGGGGGAUUAGCUCCGGAGAAAGGAGUGAAGACCUCCUCUGAAUCUCAAACCAAACCAACAACUAACCAGCUGCCGUUGUCCUCUAAAGAGAAAAAGAGAUCUGUUAAACCCCCUACCGUAACUGCACUAAAGACGGAUAUCAAGACUGACCCUAAUGGGACCAGCAAUGUGGGUAGUAUUUCUUCCUCCUGUCCCACGACCACUACCUCCACCGUCUCUGCCGGCCACGGGACCCGUCGCUCUGCUCGCUCCGCCCUCUUCUCCUCGCCCUCUGCCAGCAGCAGUGACAGUUCUGAAUCUGACACCCAGACUCCGACAGAGGAAGAGGAUUUGCGCAAGGAGCUCUCACACAGCGAGCUCCAAGACCACCACAGCCUCCUCACUCAAGGCACAGAAGAUGAGGGGGAUGGCCCAGAAGAUGACCAAGAUGAAAAACAUCACGAGGACGACAGUGAUGGGUCGGGGUCGGCCAAGCGGCGCUACCCUCGACGCAGUGCCCGCGCACGCUCAAACAUGUUCUUCGGCCUCACGCCUUUCUAUGGGGUCCGCUCAUACGGAGAAGAGGACCUUCCUUUCUACGGCAGUGGGGAUGGAACUGGGGGCGUGGUUAAGAGGAGGAGCGGUGGCCGAAAGAAGUCGGCUGAGGGGCAGGUGGAUGGAGCAGAUGAUAUGAGCACCUCCUCUUCGUCAGUGGACAGCGGCGACGAUGAUGACAGUGAAAUGAAACAGAGGGGUAAAGACCCUUACUACUACAAUUUCACCCGAACAAUAAUUAAUCCUGGUGAAGGUCUACCAUCCAUAGAAGGGAUAGACCAGUGUCUGGGAAGGGGAUCCCAGCUGCAGCGCUUUCUUAAAGAUGAGGAGCAGCAGCAGCAAAUGGCUCAAGGGAAAGCUGAAGAGGACAUGCUGAGUGCUCUGACCUUAGGCAAGCAGCAUAUUGGCCAGCUCGAUGGCGUGGACGAUGGAUCAGAGAGUGAUACCAGCAUCUGCACCACCAGCACCACCACCACCACGACUAAAGCCACCUCCUCUUCCACGCCACAAAAGAGCACUCCUAGGAGAAGGGGCAGAGAAAGGCACACUGAGAAAGCUGACCCCCAUGAUUCUAGCAAGGACGCUGACAACAGCGGGGGAGCCGCAAGUGGCAACCUGCGAGAAGGCAGAAAGAACCAGAAAGAAAACUGUCUUCCUCUCGGAGGCGGGGUCAAGUCCCAGCCUCAGGGUCAGGAUCCUCUCGAGGCCCAACUAUCCCUCAGCACAGACCUGCUUAAAUCUGACUCUGACAACAACAACAGUGAUGACUGUGGUAACAUUUUGCCCUCUGACAUCAUGGAAUUUGUCCUCAACACACCUUCAAUGUCAAUGCAGGCUCUGGGUCAGCAGUCUGAGCCGUCCUCCUCAGAGCUGCUCCUGGAUGAGAGCUAUGUUGGAGUGGAUGUCAACCGACCCAAAGAUAUUCUGUUUGAAGACUUUUCCCAGCAGCUGCCCAGUGCUGAGAGCGGAGGGGUAGUGGAGAGUAGUGUGAGUAGCUCCAUAUCUGUAGAGGAGCCAUAUCUUCCUUUGGAGCUGCCUUCUGACCUCUCGGUCCUGACAACACGCAGCCCUUCCGUCAGCACCGGUCAGAACCACACUGCUGGGAGUCUCAUCUCUGAUACCUCAGACCGCACAAUGCUGGGCUUGACCUCCGACUCAGAGACCAUCAGGGGAGAAAAGAGUGGGAGCAAGAAAAGAGCCGGGCCGAGUGUGUCACCGUCAGUGAAGCAGCAUGACACUACAACUUUGGGAAACAGGGACACACAGGGCACAGAGGGUCACAUGACUCCUGAGCAGUUCAUUCCCAGCCCUGCCAUUGGUCAGGUGGUUGAACCCCAAGGGAACCAGGAUGUACCCAGGAGCUCUGGUACCCCUGGUUUGCCAAGUUCACCCUCUCUACCUCUUCAGGGUCAAAAGUACAUCCCUACUUCUGCUGCAGGCUCAGGCAGCCCCAGUCCAGUACUUGGCCCAGGACCAUCCCAGGCUCAGGUUUCCAGCGCAGCAGUCAUCAAACCGGGCCCCGACAAGCUCAUCGUGGUCAAUCAGCAGUUCCAGCCCCUCUACGUUCUUCAGACAGUCCCUAAUGGUGUUGCCCAAAAAAUUGGCACAGGAGUGAUGGACACUAUGACACUUACCACAGGUUUGAAUACUGCCAUAUCCACGGGCAAGCCAAUAUUUCCUGCUGGAGGCAAAGUCCUGGGCACCAUGACUCACCCCUCCCAGAUUCACACCUUUACAGGAGCCACACAGGCGGCCUUCCAGACGGGAAUCCCUAGCACCACUUCAGGGCUUCUCAUCGGGUUGCCCCAUGAGCCCCAGAUUCUGGUUUCAGAAGCUGGUCGGAGUCACAGUGUUGCCAUAGUGUCCAGUCCCUCCUCUCUCACUUCAUCCCCGGCUGUACUCGCCUCAGCUCACGGCAAAAAGAGGCCCAUCUCUCGUCCUCGACGAAAAAAACUGGCCUCUCGUAGCCAGCCCACCCUGGCCCCAUCUGAAGUUGGCCCUCCCAACAUGACCCUAAUCAACCUGUCUUCCCCUCAGAUAACUGCUACCAUUCCUGGCACCCUCUACACGUCUCAGCGCAAGGUCCCAAAUAUUAUCAAGAGACCAAAAUCAAGCGGGGUUAUGUACUUGGAUCCCACUACCCUCCUUCAGCAAAGGAUUCCCGGUACCGCCCAGCCUGGCCUCCUGGGCCACGAUUCCUCCACUCACCUCAUACCUUGCACAGUCUCUGGGCUGAACCCCAGUCAGUCAGUGCUGAAUGUUGUGUCUGUGCCCUCUAGUGGUGCUGCUGGCCUUCUUGCAUCAGGAACAGUCUCCCUCUCCACCCCUAUGCUCGGCUCCACUGAGAUCACAGGGCCAAUUAGCAACAUCCUGUUCAAGGCAAAUCCUCACAGCUUAAGCCUGUCAGAUCAACCAAUGGUCCUUCAAUCAGCAGGCGGUCCUCUGAUGCAGACAUCUAUAGCCAGCAGCAUCUGCGUACUGCCCUCCCAACAGACUAUCAGCAUGGCUGUCAACCAGCAAGGAAAGACAGAAGUUAGUAAUGUCCACUUACAGCCCCAGCCCAUCAACAGAGCCCAGACUAUGGACUCCAGUCACCACACCAAUGUCACUCUAGCCACCUCUCUAAGCCCAGCCAAGGGCCGUGUUGUUGGAGUGUUUACCAACACACAAACCUCCGCACACUCCCAAAGCAGAAGAACAACUCCCAUCUCCAGAUCAUCAGAGCAAAGGCCGCCUAACUCCUGCACUUCAGGAGCAGAGAAAGGCAAGCAGAAAACAAAGAGGAGCAGGCAGAGUUCAGACUCAACCAGCGUGAAGAAGCUCAAGGCGGCGCAGGCAGAGGAGCCUCACAGCAACCCCGCAGGACGACAUCGCUCAAACCCGAGCAGUUCCAAAGAGCAGAACUACCCCGAACCCAUGGACACAGGCAAGCCCGCUGACAAGGCAACCAACAAGAGUGUGCUUGGUAAAAAGAAGACAUCUGAAGGUCCUGUGGUACCGGGGAAAGUAGUGGGGAAAGACAAACCAUCAGCAGCAGGGGGAGCCGCGUCUCUUCCUGUGGCUUCAGCACCUGACGAAGACGGCAACAGCAGGGACACCGGCCUGGACAGCAAACCCAAGAAGGGCAUCAUCUUUGAAAUCUGCAGCGAGGACGGCUUCCACAUCCGCUGUGAGAGUAUUGAAGAGGCUUGGAAAUCCCUUACCGAUAAGGUGCAGGAAGCUCGCUCCAACGCACGGCUCAAUGAGCUUUCCUUUGAAGGUGUGAAUGGUUUGAAGAUGCUGGGAGUCGUGCACGAGGCUGUGGUCUUCCUGCUCGAGCAGCUUUACGGCUCCAGACACUGUCGCAGCUACCGCUUCCGCUUCCAUAAACCCGAGGAAACCGAGGAACCUCCCAUCAACCCUCACGGGUCGGCUCGUGCAGAGAUCAACCACAGGAGGUCUAUAUUUGACAUGUUCAAUUUCUUGGCAUCAAAACACCGCCAGCCUCCUGAGUACAGGCCGCAAGAAGACGAUGAUGAUGAAGGGCAGCUCCGGACAGCCAGGCGUGCCUCCAUGGAGCUACCGCUGGCUGUGAGAUUCAAACAGCUCAAGGACACAUCUAGGGAAACUGUUGGAGUCUACAGGUCUCCCAUCCAUGGCCGAGGUCUUUUCUGUAAAAAAACCAUCGAUGCAGCGGAGAUGAUCAUUGAAUAUUCUGGAAAUGUCAUCCGGUCUGUGCUCACUGACAAACGGGAGAAAUAUUACGAUGGAAAGGGGAUUGGCUGUUACAUGUUCCGCAUCGAUGACUACGAGGUGGUGGAUGCAACUGUGCAUGGCAACGCAGCCCGCUUCAUCAACCACUCCUGUGAGCCCAACUGCUACUCCCGGGUCAUCACUGUGGACGGCCAGAAACACAUCGUCAUCUUUGCCUCUCGGCGCAUCUACUGUGGAGAAGAGCUCACCUACGACUACAAGUUCCCGAUCGAGGAUGUCAGCAACAAGCUGCCCUGCAACUGCGGUGCGAAGAAGUGUCGCAAGUCCCUCAACUGAACUCUUAACGACUUAAAUAGGACUGGAAAUGUUCUGACUGUUCUGGCUGAUUUCCUGGGUCUGGCCUGCAUAGGACCGCUGCCAACAGGGCGCAAGCUUUGAGAGUGUUGCUGCUUGCAUUGGCAGAAAACAGCACUGGCAGCGGCCGGGGUCGUACUGUAGAAAUGGGAAGGGCCAUUUUGGAGGAGGGGCCACUUGUAGAGAUUCCAACAUAUUGUGCCUCCUUUUGUCUCAUUUACAGUUGGCACGGGGAGUUUCACCUUCAGAGGUGAGUCAUGAAACAGCCUUCACAGCAUUGCAAUAUUAACUUUAAUUUACAUUUGGAUGAUAAAGUUACCCCUUUUUACAUUGGCCCAUCCUCCUUAAUUUUAUAAAAAGAUAUGUUACGGUCCACUAAUGUUGAGAUGUGAAAAAAUUCAAAGAACUUGGUUCCGUUUUACACCAAAGUGCAAUUUGUUGAAGGGACUUGGAAGAGUUAUUUUACUAGAAAGAAUAAAUUGUUCAAAUCGUGUUCUUUUUUUUUAUCGCAGUCGGAUGUUAUUAAUGCACAUCUCCCCGUCUGAAUAUGUGCCGAUGCCUUCAGAGCUGUUGUGAUUUACAGGAACCUUCCCCUAGCUUUUUUUUAACGAAAGCUUGUAGGUGUACAUUUAUCACUGUAAAUAGGAGCUGCUUUUAAGUAAGCAGCCUGACAGGAGCUGAACAGAUGGAAACAGCAGGGGGAGCUGUGGCCACAGAAAGAAAGAGAGAAAAAAGAGACAAGGGGGGGUAGAAAUGUAGAUUUGUUUAAAAGAAAGAGAAGAGGUUAUUUUUGGCCGUUCGUGUAUAGGAUGAUAUCUGAGGUUGAUAGCAUCCGUUGUACUUAAAUUGACUUUAGUCUGACAGCUAUGUAGACGUGUUAUCGGUGGGAUUAAGCCUCUGGCAUGACAGAGCGAGGCAGCUAGAGAUUCUGGUGGACUGACAGCCAAGGGACUGGAGAACCCUACUGAUGUGCUUUAGUAGACGUAUUUAAAAUCUUUUGGAGCAGAUCUUACAGAAACAUACAGAUCCAUGCUGUUGUUAUUAUCAAACGUGUUUUUGGUAAUUAUUAUAUAAGCUCUGACUUUCGAGUCACGUUCCAAAUUACAGCAGCAGAGAGAACCAAACAUCACGCCCUUGAAUUGAAUUUUCACACAGCUGGAUUUCUUCUUGGCCUGUUGUGAUAACCAAUACUAUGGAAAAUGUUUUUUUUAAUUUGUAUUACGUCUUUUCAACUCUUGUCUGUUUAUCUUGUCUUUUUUAUUAUGGACAUGAAAAUAUCAUGCUUGCUUUUAAAAAACAAAUGUAAAUAAUGUAUAUUUUUCUACAAAAAAAAAGACUUAAAAAGCACUCACUAGUGAAUAGCACUUAAUGAUGGUAUUUAUAUUUUUUAAAAAUCGUAUUUAUUUUGUUGCCAUUUUUGUAGGAAAUAGAGGUUUACAGACACUAAUGCUCGGUCUCUAUGUUUUUUAUUCCGCUGCCUUUUCAAAGUUGUUUUUGUUGUAAUUUCGUUUUUACUUUGUUUUAUUUGUAGCCUGAAUGUUUUCUUUGAUUCCAAAGACUGACACUGGUCUGUGGCUUGGUCCCGUUGAGUUCAGUCCACCAGUAGCUCUCUUAUCUAUCGCGGGCAGUUUGUUCAGAGCUGACGGUUAUUUUCAGUGUCCCAGUUCUAGCUGGCAGUAUGGCCGUCGUGAACUAUUAUUAUGCACUUGAGAGAGCAAAGAUUGUUGAUCCAUAGCAGAUAUCUCCUCUCUCCAGCCUUAUUGUCACCACACCACACCACACCAAGAAUCAGGUCCACUUACAGGCCGCUCCAAGGCAGUCCUAACAAAAUGUUUCUCCUGUCACUUUGGCACGUGUAAAACAAAAGUCCCAUCAAACUGUUUUGUCCCUCUGCAGACUCAUAACAAAGAGGUGCCUUUAUUUUAAUGCUACCAACACCAUUCACAAAAACCCUGUCGAACCAAUCUGUUUAUUAAAGAAACCACUUCUCUUUCACUCUCCCUGUGGUUUGCCUUAGUUGAAAAUGAGCAUGCCUCGUCUCUCUUACAAGCCUUCAUGUCCCGGACCGAAUAUCUGAUCAGACUGUUUAGACUGACUGGUUCCACUAUGUGACUAAAGUCUUUGUUUUUGUCCCUUCUUAACUAAUUUAUUGUUGUCCGCUAUUCAUGCUGACUUUGUUAUCACCUAAAGGCCGUUACCAGUUCCUCCCACACUGCUCCCUGAAACAAAAGUAUGAUCCACACGGUUUGCACUUUAGCUGUGACACGGGCACUGAACACACAUAGGACAACCCUCUCUCCGACAGACAAUGCAACUCCAAUGCUAAACCACAAGCACAGAUAGUCACUGAGCAUACUAAUUUGUGCAUCAGGCCGUGAUUUAAAAACUGAGUUUGGAUUGGUCUUGAUGAUAAGCGUUUGAGGCUUGAGCAAAGUGCACUUGACUCUUUUUCUGCAACAAAGUGAAGGCAGGGACCACUCCAGCAGCCCUUCCUUCCUGAAGGUGCAGUGUGUACAAACCUCGGCUGGGCUUUUCCAUUUAGGGCCACAGAUCAGGUCAUGAGGUGACUGACGUGUCGGCCCUGUGGUUGUACAGCUGCACCUCCAUCGGGCUUGCUGGGAUCAGCUGCUAAGGUCAACAAUGAAUGUAUAUCCUCCUCCACAACACCAGACUUGUGAUACUUUGUCAGCUACAUUUGUUUUCAGUUCUUUUGUCAACAACCCUGGUACAUAUGGACGAUAUGUAGAUAUGACCUCAAACUGGGCGGCAGCAGCAGUUUAAUUUCAGCACUGGGAAUAAUAAUAAAGUGUGAACAGCAGUUGCGUUUCUGUCUGUGGGACAACAUGUUCUCACUGGGUUAGCUCAACACUUCUCGCCAGCAUCGGUGAUACAAACACGUUAACUGAUGCCAAGGGCUCUGUACGGCUCUCACUUCUCGAGAUCCACUUCAGUGAACAAUAAGUCAUUUACUCCACUGUUUAACAGCAUAUAUACAAUAAGGAAAUGGUGUUUGUUGUUUCUCUGGACUUCAUUUUACCACGCCACACCAGUGGCCCUUCUCCUUCAUUAUCUGUAAUUAUAGUAUAAAUAAAUAACAAUAUUAUACGGAAACAUGCAUAGUAAUUUCUUGUACUUUAGUAUCUAUACAAUAUAUGGAAUGGACAGACAAACUUAGUUACAGUAGCAACAGCAGAUUUAUAAUGGUUAAUAGCAAUGUUUCAAUGUACUCUAUAAUGGUUUUGUGUUACAGUACUAUCAGAAACUAACGUGCAUCAUUAUUUCGUAUCUUGAUAUCCAGUACCAAUUUUGCUGUGCCUGCGAAUGUUCCUCCAUCACGAGGAGCACUGCAGUUUUUCUUUUCACUUUUGUUUCUGGAAAGGAUCGGUUUUUAUGUGAUGAGAAAUGUAACUGUAUUAAUGUGGUUGUAAACUUCUUGAGGUCAGCCAUUUUGUUUUUUCCCCCUCUGGUUGUUGUAGUGAAUGUUUUAUUUUUCUUUGUAAGUUUUAACAGGGACUUUUUAGACGGCUUACUUGAUGUGGUAUAAAUUAAGAGUUUGGUUCAGUGGAGACUGACCAGAAGUUUUAAAGAUCUUACCAAAAUGCAGUUUUUCCAUUUUGGAAAACCUCUCAUGUCUCCCACCUCUCUCUCCUCCGAAGCUUUGGUUGUACUUAUCAUGUACUGUUUUUUUUUUUUAAUAGAAAGUCAUAAUGCUGAUGUUGAAAACAUUUAAUUUAUUUAUUUUGUGCAACAUCCACGCUGAAUUGUUCUCUUACAAGUCAAGGUUUGGGAGAGGUCGGACGAGGACGUAACAUGUAUUUGUAAUUUUCUAAUUGUUUCUUGUGUAUAGAAGUUAUCAGCCUACGAUGGGAUGUGGUGUCACAGAGCGAGCGGGCAGUAGGACGUGCGAAAGAGAGGGAUCAUGGGUCAUGAACAGGCUUGUUUCUUAUGCCUUGAAUAUACCUUUGUCUUAUCAAUAUUUCUCCUGCUCUCCGUAAUAACGGUAUUCAUGAUUUCAGCAUUCAUAUCUUUUCCCGUUUAAAAAGUGUUCUUUCAAUAGACAUCAACGAAAUGAAGGAUGACUACCACAGUAAAAAUAGACCACAAACUACUUGGUUGAAUGUAUAAUUAGGAAACAAAGUUGUACAUACGUGUAAAAAGAAAAGUUUCUAAUCAUGUUUAUUUUCUAUGCACUUUUUUAUUUAAGUGAUAGUUUAAAUAAUAAACAUGUCUCCUGUACUCUU